Lycium barbarum (goji berry) is the source of this 2478-nucleotide messenger RNA. RefSeq names its product putative disease resistance protein RGA3. Lineage: Eukaryota; Viridiplantae; Streptophyta; Magnoliopsida; Solanales; Solanaceae. The coding region runs from base 1 to 2478 and encodes 825 amino acids. The transcript has a single exon. Gene Ontology annotation, biological process: defense response to other organism. Gene Ontology annotation, molecular function: ADP binding. The record is from RefSeq and is a predicted model, not a curated record.
AUGGCCGAAUCUUUCUUGUUCAAUAUCAUUGAAAGAGUUUUGGCUAAAGUUUCUUCAGUUGCUGUAUAUGAGAUCAAUUUAGCUUGGAAUGUUAAGAAAGAGCUAAGAAAACUCCAAAGCACUCUAUCCACCAUCAAAGCUGUACUUCUAGAUGCAAAUGAGCAGCAGACAGAGAACCAUGAAGUGAGAGAUUGGCUGGAAAAGCUCAGAGACGUUGUUUAUGAUGUCGAUGAUUUGCUGGAUGAUUUGGCAACACAGCUGUUACUGCAAAUCCAUUUCCAGAAAAGCUUUAGGAAGAAGGUAAGAAAAUUCUUUUCAAGUUCAAAUCCAAUUUUAUAUCGAUUCAAAAUUGGCAGAAAGGUGAAGGAGAUUAGGGAACUACUGAAUGAGAUUGCAGAUGAUAGGAAAAGUUUCCACUUCACUGAACGUACUUGUCUAAAUCCAGUUGAGAAUACUAGUAGAGAACAAACACACUCCUUUGUGAGGGCCUCAGAUAUCAUUGGUAGAGAUGUUGAUCAAGAAAACAUUGUAAAACAGCUGAUGGAUUCUUGUGAUGAGGAAAAUAUUUCUGUGAUUCCUAUUGUAGGACUUGGAGGGCUUGGGAAAACCACACUUGUUAAGUUGGUCUAUAACAAUAAUAGGGUAGUUCAGAAUUUUGACCUCAGAAUGUGGGUUAGUAUUUCGGAAGAUUUUAUUCUGAGCAAGGUAAUUGAGAAAAUUCUGAGGUCGGCAACUGGAAAGAGUUUUGGCCACCUAGAUAUGGACCAAUUACAAAGUUGUCUGGGCGAGGUUUUGCAAUUGAAAAGGUAUUUACUUGUGCUGGAUGAUGUGUGGAAUGAAGAUCAAAACAAGUGGACGGAUCUGAGGGAGUUGCUAAUGAAUUGUUCUAGAGGUAGUAAAAUUGUAGUCACUACACGCAGUAAGACGGUUGCUUUGAUUACUGGAACAGUUCCGCCUUACUAUUUGAGAGGACUCGCUAAUGAUGACUGCUUAGCUUUAUUUUUGCAAUGUGCAUUUGGUGGGCAGGACACUUUGUUUCCUAAUCUAGUGGAAAUAGGAAAAGAAAUCGUGAAAAAGUGUGGAGGAGUGCCUUUGGCUGUGAAAACCUUAGGAAGGUUAUUGUAUAUGAAAACAGACGAGAAGGAAUGGCUGCGGAUAAGAGAUAAUGAGAUAUGGGAGAUCGAACAGAAAAAAUCAGACAUUUUACCAAUACUGAGAUUGAGCUAUGAACAGAUGCCAUCACAUCUAAGACAGUGUUUUGCCUAUUGCUCCAUGUUAUCCAAAGGUCAAGAGAUUCCAAGGGAGGACUUUGUCAACCGCUGGAUUGCUCAAGGAUUUAUACAGAGUUCAAACAGAAACAGGAAGUUGGAAGAUAUCGGUAAUCAGUAUUUCGAUGAGUUACUAUCAAGGUUUUGCUUCCUAGAUGUGGUACAAGCUUUUGAUGGAGAAAUAUUGGCUUGUAAGAUACACAAUCUCGUGCAUGAUCUUGCACAGUCAGUGGCAGGUGCAGAAUGCUUAAAUGUGAAACACAAUGCUUUUGUGGUUUCUGAAAGAGUUCGCCACUUAUUUUUCCAUGCAGAAGAUAUGUCUACGGAACACUUCCCAAGAUUUUUGCUACCUUUGCGAAAGUUGAGAUCUUUCUCUUAUUCCUUUAACGUUGGGCCUGUAAACAAGUUCUUUGUCAAGACGAUGUUGUCAAAUUUCAAAUGCCUUCGGGUGUUAGCCUUGAACAAUCUAGACCUUGAGGCGUUGCCAUCUUCGAUAGGUCACUUGAAGGAAUUAAGAUACCUUAACCUUAGUGACAAUGGUAACAUCAAGUUUCUUCCGAGUUCUAUGAGCAAAUUAGUAAAUCUUCAGACUCUUAACCUCAUUAACUGUGAACAGCUUAAGGAGUUACCAAGAGACUUUGCAAAGUUAAUCAGCCUGAAGACCUUGUAUUUGACUACAUAUCAGAUAUCAGCAGGGAUCAACAAUCAAGAUUCUUUCACUUCUCUUCAAUUUCUGCUUCUAUUCAAAUGUUGUUUCCCAAAAUUGAAGCCAGAACUGGUGCAACAUUUCACUGCACUUCGAGUUCUGCGUAUCUAUGAGUGCCCAAGUUUAUGUGCUCUUCCCAGCAGUAUUAGAUAUCUCACUUCACUUGAAAAGCUAUGGAUCUGGAACUGUGAAGAACUUGAAUUGAUGGAUGGAGAGGGAAUGUCAGGCCUAACGAGUCUUCGAUCUUUGCUUCUAAUGGGGCUACCCAAGUUGGUUACUCUACCAUUGGAACUCAAAGAUACUGCUCCUGCAACAUUGAAGUACUUCAGAAUAGCCGAUUGUCCCAAUCUGGUGGUGCUUCCAGAGUGGCUGCAGAAUUGCUCUUCACUUCAGAGGCUGUAUAUAGAAGAUUGCCCUGUGUUGGCUUCAAUACCUCAAGGAAUCUACAACCAUAAUGUUGAUGUCCAUAUAAUUGACUGCCCAUUGUUAAGUGGAGGAUGCUAA